Messenger RNA from Myzus persicae (green peach aphid), 2071 nucleotides. RefSeq names its product hydroxysteroid dehydrogenase-like protein 2. Gene Ontology annotation, cellular component: mitochondrion. The coding region runs from base 453 to 1691 and encodes 412 amino acids. The record is from RefSeq and is a predicted model, not a curated record. The transcript has 9 exons. Lineage: Eukaryota; Metazoa; Arthropoda; Insecta; Hemiptera; Aphididae.
UGUAUACAUAUAUAUAUAAUACUUCAAUAGGUAUUAGGUAAUAAUAGUGGUAUAAUUUCUACGAGCUACAAGGCUACAAGCCUACUGUAGUACACUUGUUGUAUGAAACAGACAGAGACUUGAUAUAUAUAUUUUUAUUAUAUUCCUUUAAAUUUUGCACAAUUAUUAAGCAAUAUUCAAUUACAAAUUUAUCUCAAUUACCUGACAUUUUUUUACUGCCCAGUUACUUUGUUUUGUAUUUUGCUGUUACACAAAUAACAAUGUGUGUUCAUAUGAGGACAUAAUAUUUGUAUUUUGUAGGUCACGGUCAUUCUUCGCUGAUCACCUAGUUUCAGACAAAUUCAAAUAGUAUAUGUUGUUAAAUCAUUGUGUUUGCACUCAACGACACAAGUCUUGAGCUUUAAUACUAUAACUUAAAAUAUUUUAAAAACAUUACCAUCUUCUAAAUUAUAAUGCUGAACACAGGAAAAUUGUCUGGACUGACUUUGUUCAUUACUGGAGGGAGUCGGGGUAUUGGUAAAGCAAUAGCCUUAAAAGCAGCUAGGGAUGGUGCGAACAUUGUUAUUGCUGCCAAAACCGCUGAGCCUCAUCCCAAAUUACCAGGAACUAUAUACACAGCUGCCAAAGAAAUUGAAGAAGCCGGAGGAAAAUGUUUACCUUGUGUAGUAGAUGUAAGAGAUGAAAGUCAAAUAGCAGAUGCUGUUAAUAAAUCAAUUAGUAAAUUUGGAGGUAUCGAUAUAGUUGUUAACAAUGCAAGUGCAAUUUCAUUGACGCCUACAUUAGAUACAGAGAUGAAGAGAUACGACUUGAUGCAUAAUAUCAAUACUAGAGGAACAUUUUUAGUGUCAAAGAUGUGUAUACCUUAUCUAAAAAAAAGCAAACACGCACAUAUCCUAAACAUUAGUCCUCCAUUAAACAUGAAUCCUAAUUGGUUUAGAGACCAUGUUGCUUAUACAAUGGCUAAAUAUGGGAUGUCAAUGUGUGUAUUAGGAAUGGCUGCUGAGCUUAGAGCAGAUAACAUUGCUGUGAAUGCUUUAUGGCCAAGAACUGCAAUAUACACGGCGGCUGUUGAAAUGUUAUCUGGCUCUACUGAAGCAAAAAAGUUAUCUCGUAACCCAGAAAUUAUGGCAGAUGCCGCUUAUGCUGUACUUAGUAGGUCUGUUGAAAAUUGUACUGGGCAGUUUCUAGUCGAUGAUGAAGUACUACAACAAGAAGGAGUUACUGAUUUGAACCAAUAUGCCAGUGAUCCAACCUAUAAAGGAGAUUUAAUGAUGGACUUCUUCUUGGACGAAUCACCUCAUGAUGGUUUCAAUCAAGGAAAAGGAAAAUCUCAACAAGCUAAAAAUUCGGAUGGAAAAGAUAAUAUUGAGGGUAUAUUCACAAAAAUCAAUUCACAUUUGACUCCAGAAAUAGCUAAAGGAACAAAUGCUUGUUUCUUGUUUGUUGUAAAAGGAGAUGAGGAUAGAACUUACUAUGUAGAUCUAACUGGAAAUGGUGCAGCUGGAAAAGGUAAACCAACUACAAAACCAGAUGCCACUUUAACAAUGGAAGCUGAUAAAAUAGAAGAAUUAUUUGAUGGAAAGCUAAAAGCUGCCGAUGCUUAUAUGUCUGGUAAACUUAAGAUCAGCGGCAAUUUAAUGAAAGCAAUGAAAUUGGAGAAACUUAUGAAAUUGUUAAAAGCUAAAUAUUAAGUUUUUUAUUUAUGCAAAAAGUAUGUAUACCUCUUUUGAGGAAUUGGUUUAUAUUUCAACUUAAUUGCAUAAUUGUGUAUAUUAGAAAGCGUAUGGUAUUAAAAAUUAAAAACUAGCCAUCGUUUCACCUAAUUUCAAUAUUUUUAUAAUUAUGUAAAUCAUUUGUUUUUGUAUAAAAUAAAUAUACUAAAAGUUAUUUUUGUAUGGUUUAAAUAAAUAAUUUUAAAAUAUAUAGCUCAAAAUAAAAAUAAUUUAUUUUAUAUACAACUUUAACAAGUCAAACUUUAUUUUGAAUUCUAGACUGAGCAAUAUCGGAAAAUAAAUAGUGAUAGUAAAUGUUUAAAUACAAAAAUAUAAUUUUCUUUUAAUGAUUAUGGUAA